Psylliodes chrysocephalus is the source of this 2937-nucleotide messenger RNA. Lineage: Eukaryota; Metazoa; Arthropoda; Insecta; Coleoptera; Chrysomelidae. The record is from the annotation of a GenBank genome assembly.
GUGAACUUUUGUGAGAAAUAUAAAGAAUUAUGGUACAUGCAUGUGUAGUGCUCAAUAAGGAAGAUCAUUUAAAUUGAAAUUUAUCCUUUCAUCGUUUGUUGGCGCGAGAGGAAGGGAAGAAGAAAGGAGAAGGAAGUGCAUCUUGUGGAGUGACAAGAGAAUGUAUUGGUUUUUACUGUGUUCUUUAAUUCUAAGUAAUUAAUAAUAAUGUGAUAUUUUCCCAACAUUAGUUAUAAUCCAGUUCAUUUCGACCCAUACAAAUCCACUAUACCUUUCCAUAAAAUUAUGCAUUCAUAUGUUUGGAUAGUAGCGUCAUGAUACAGCAUUUCCCAGUUUCCUAAGAAAUUUUUACUAAAAGUUAGUCAAAUUUAGCGAAAAUGUCUGCUAAAACUAAAGUAAGCGUAGAAUGGAAAAGAAGGGUGAAACAAGAAUACAUGCGAUUAAGGCAAAUGAAAAGGUACAAAAGGGCUGACGAUGUGAAAUUAGCCUGGAAUCAAAAUCGUCAGAAGAUGACUGAAACUCUUCUCGAAGAACAGAAACGAUGGGCUGACAGCAAAGCGUUUUGGGCCACCUCUUCUGAACUGCCCGCCCAUGCAGCCUGCAUGAAGAAAGCCGAAGUUAUAGGCAAUGAAGGAGACAUACAGGUGGUAACCAUAAAAAUAAUGAAUGCCGUUACCCCCAUCCCAACGAUGUACACAUGGGCUCCUAUUCAACAAAAUUUCAUGGUGGAAGAUGAGACAGUUUUGCACAACAUACCGUACAUGGGUGACGAAAUCUUGGAUCAAGAUGGUACAUUUAUAGAAGAACUCAUCAAAAACUAUGAUGGAAAAGUGCAUGGUGACAGAGAAGCUGGUUUCAUAGAUGACGAAUUAUUCGUGGAACUUGUUCAUGCUUUGAUGAACUAUCAAGAUAAAGAAAAUAAAACUGAGAAGAAGAAAGAUGAUAAGGAUAAAAAGGAAGAUAAGGAUAAAAAGGAGGAUAAGGAUAAAAAGGAGGAUAAGGAUAAAAAGGAAGACAAGGAUAAGAAGGUUGGGGAAGAUAAGAAAAAGGAGGAAAAGGAUAAAAAGGUUGGGGAAGAUAAGAAAAAGGAAGAAAAAGAUAAGAAGGUUGGGGAAGAUAAGAAAAAGGAAGAAAAGGAUAAGAAGGUUGGAGAAGAUAAAAAAAAGGAAGAAAAGGAUAAGAAGGUUGGAGAAGAUAAAAAAAAGGAGGAUAAGGAUAAAAAGGAAGAUAAGGAUAAGAAGGUUGGGGAUGAUAAGAAAAAGGAUGAAUUGGAUUUUCCUACUACUGUUAUAUUUCAAGCCAUUUCUUCCCAGUUUCCUGAUAAAGGAGGACCAGAAGAACUGAGAGACAAGUAUGUGGAAUUAACUGAAAGGACUGAUCCUAACGCUCCACCAGAAUGUACUCCAAAUAUCGAUGGACCUAAUGCUGCCUCAGUACCUCGUGAGCAAACGCUGCAUUCCUUUCAUACCUUAUUCUGCAGAAGGUGCUUCAAAUACGACUGUUUCUUGCAUAGGCUUCAAGCUUGCCAUCCAGGUCCGAAUUUGCAGAAACGCAGAGGUCCAGACCUCAAACCGUUCACAGAUCCUUGCGGAGGCGACUGCUACUUGUCUCUGGCCGAGGUUAAAGAAACUAUGGCUGCCAAAGCAAAAGAAGAGGAGGAAUCAGAGGACAAGGAUGUGAAAGUAAAAGUACCUAAAAACGCAGAAGUUUCCACAGAAAUUGUUAAAUCCAUCAGUGUCAAUAACCCUAGGAAAAUUUGCAAGCAACAAAGCGUAGAUAGCGGAAAUGAAGCCAGUUCUGAAGACAGCAAUGAUAGCAACAAAUAUAAAGACAAUGACAAUUCAGAUCCAGUAUCAACAACAACAUCAUUUAGCUUAAUAGGACUCAUGGGUGCCAACGAUCACAAAGAAUGGACUGGUUCUGAUGAAAGUCUCUUUAGAAUACUCCACAAAGUAUUCCUCAAUAAUUAUUGUGCCAUCGCUCAGAUAAUGCUAACCAAAACCUGCCAGCAAGUCUACGAAUUUGCUCAGAAAGAAUCAGCAGACAUUCCAUCCGAAGAACAGAUUCGCGACUACACUCCGCCACGAAAGAAGAAGAAGAAGCACCGUCUUUGGUCAAUGCAUUGCCGCAAAAUACAACUGAAAAAGGAUUCCAAUAGCAACCACGUUUACAACUUUACUCCCUGUGAUCAUCCGGGACAAAAUUGCGAUCACAACUGCCCCUGCAUCGGGGCUCAGAAUUUCUGUGAGAAGUUUUGCAACUGCAGCUCAGACUGUCAAAAUAGAUUUCCUGGAUGUAGAUGCAAAGCUCAGUGUAACACAAAGCAAUGUCCUUGUUAUCUGGCUGUCAGAGAAUGCGAUCCAGAUCUGUGUCAAACGUGCGGCGCCGAUCAGUUUGACAAUACCAGGAUUACUUGCAAGAACGUCAGCGUCCAGCGUGCUUUACACAAGCAUUUGUUGAUGGCACCUUCAGACGUUGCUGGAUGGGGUAUAUUUUUGAAAGACAGUGCUCAAAAGAACGAAUUCAUUUCAGAGUAUUGCGGUGAAAUUAUAUCACAGGACGAGGCGGACAGGAGGGGCAAAGUUUAUGAUAAAUACAUGUGCAGUUUCCUGUUCAACUUAAACAAUGAUUUUGUGGUGGAUGCUACCAGGAAAGGAAACAAAAUCAGAUUCGCGAAUCACUCAAUUAACCCAAAUUGUUAUGCCAAAGUUAUGAUGGUCAAUGGGGAUCACAGGAUUGGAAUUUUCGCCAAAAGGCCUAUACAGCCGGGAGAGGAAUUAUUCUUUGAUUACAGAUAUGGACCUACAGAACAACUGAAGUUUGUAGGCAUUGAGAGAGAAAUGGAGUUUUUAUAAGCAUUAAUGAAUGACUUAAUUUUUAUAUUGUGUGCUGAUAAUUAUUGUAGACUUUAUUAGUACUGAUUUUUUAGUAUUGACA